Verruconis gallopava is the source of this 1060-nucleotide messenger RNA. RefSeq lists its product as uncharacterized. The record is from RefSeq and is a predicted model, not a curated record. The transcript has a single exon. The coding region runs from base 130 to 963 and encodes 277 amino acids. Lineage: Eukaryota; Fungi; Ascomycota; Dothideomycetes; Venturiales; Sympoventuriaceae. Gene Ontology annotation, molecular function: S-adenosylmethionine-dependent methyltransferase activity.
AGCACUUAAAGCCAGAAGCAUAAGAAUUUUCGAAAAGAAUCGUCAUUAUGUGGACUUUUUCCUUAAGACACUAUUUGAAUUCAACUUAGCUUCAGCAUUCAAAUACAUCGAUAAUCGCAGUUAGUGAACAUGGCCAGUACAAAUAACAAACACGAAUACACCAUGGGACAUUCAAAAGCGACGAUCUCAAGUCAUGAGUCGCGAACUGUCGAUUCGGAUGCAUCGUUCGUUCUGCCUUACAUUCAGCCAAUUCAUCGCAUCCUCGAUGUCGGUUGCGGUCCGGGCACGAUCACAACGGGCUUUGUUCCCUUCGCGUCCCUAGGAGAGGUGAUUGGAGUAGACUACAGUUCCGAGAUCAUCAAUCACGCAAAGGAAGUCGCAAAGUCUCGGGGACUGGGUGACAAGGUCAAGUUCAUACAGGCUGACCUCCUGGAAACACUGCCUUUUGAGGACAACAGUUUCGAUGUUGUAUUCGCCUCCCAAGUUUUUCAACACCUUCGACCUGAACAAAAUGCCAUCAUCGCUUUGAAGGAAUGUCGACGGGUGCUGAAACCAGGGGGGUUACUUGCUAUUCGCGAUGGCGCUGCGAUGCACUUUCAUCCCUAUGGAGCCGAGAUCGAUCGCAUUUAUGUCAAAAAUAUGAUUCUCGCCAUUGGCGGUCCUGAUUUCAGCGGUAUGUAUCAUCGUGGAUGGCUCAGAAAGGCGGGCUUUGAUGUCGAAGAUUCUACGAAGGUGAGGCUGGGUGCAGGGACGACGGUGUAUGCCGACAGGAAAAGUUGCAAGUUAUGGGCAGAUAGGCUGUCUGCACGACUUGGGAAGGGUGACAAAUAUAGAGAGAGCUGGUUGAAAGCUGGUGUCCCAGAACAUGAAUGCGAUGAGGCCGCCGAACUGGUGCAGAAAUGGGCAGAAAGUGAUGAUGCAUUUUAUGGAAUGCUCCAAGCCGAGUCCUUAGCUUGGAAAUAAAAAAGUAGUGUUUAUCAAAGCAUGGCCAGUACCUGGACCUGGGUUCAUGCUCAUAAACCUAGAAUAAUUCUGUAGAUAAAUAAAAUUUAAGAUUAUC